Sorghum bicolor (sorghum) is the source of this 2324-nucleotide messenger RNA. RefSeq lists its product as uncharacterized. The coding region runs from base 137 to 2062 and encodes 641 amino acids. The record is from RefSeq and is a predicted model, not a curated record. NCBI's taxonomy places the organism in Eukaryota, Viridiplantae, Streptophyta, Magnoliopsida, Poales, Poaceae. The transcript is spliced from 5 exons.
CCGGCUCGCGCCCAAUAGAAUACACCGACCCGGCGACGCCGCAAGGAGGACACCCUCCCGUCCACGCGACGACCGAGGGACACCCACCCCAGCACCACCGCCAAGGCCCAAAGCCGGCCAACCCAAUUCCGACGCCAUGGCCGACGACGAAGACGCCGCCGUCCUCUCCGACGUCGACGAGGACCCCCUCCCACCCCCCUCCACCUCUUCCGCCUCCUCCCACAAAACCCUACCGCAAGCCCAACAACCCCAGCCACAGUCCGAUGCCCAGGCGCAGCAGCAGCAGCAGCGGCUGCUCGACCUGGCCGCGGAGCUCGAGGAGGAGCGCCGCCUCCGCCGCGUGGCCGAGGCCUCCCUCGCGGAGGCCGAGUCCCGCGUCGCCCGCUUCAAGGCCUUCGCGCAGGACGUGCUCCGCAAGCGGGAUGAACUCACCGCCGAGGCCGCGGCCUCCGCGCGGUCCGUCGCCGCGCUCCAGGCCGAGGCCGCCGCCUCCGCGCGGUCGCUCGCUGCGCUCCAGGCGGAAUCCGCCGCCUCCGCGCGGUCCCUCGCCGCGCUCCAGGCCGAGGCCACCACCGCCUCCUCCAUGCUCUCCUCAGGCUUCGAGAGGAUCUCCGCCAAGGCCUCCCCUUCCUCGGCCCCCGCCGCGCCGCUCCCGACCUCCCAGAAGUACUCCUCCGGCCUCCCGGCGCUCGCGUACGGCGUCCUCAAGCGCGCCAACGACAUCGUCGACGACCUCCUCGCCCAGAUCGACGCCGCUAACCGCGACCGCGAUCGCGCACGGGAGCAGAUGGAACACCGCAACUACCAGAUCGCCAUCGAGGUCUCUGAGCUCGAGGCGUCGCUCGCGUCCAGGUCUGCCGAGGGCGAAUCCCUCUCCAAGUCCCUCUCCCAGCGGGAAGCCGAGAUCUCCGAGCUCCGUGACAAAAUCACCGCUCUCGAGGGGAAGCUCGACGCGCAGAGGCCCGUGCUCGCGGAGCAGAUCGGAUGCACCUCCAAGCUGUACCACGAGAUGCGGGAGGUGGUCAAGCUGGUCGAUGCCGAAGCUGCCAGUGCCCUGUCGGACUCGGUUUUUGUCUGGAAGGAGACUGACGUCGAGGAGAGCCUCAAGGUGUCUCUGGAAGGCACGAAAUUGGCAUAUGAGCUUGCGGCAAUGGCCCUGGAGAAGGUCGGGGCUUGUAUCGAUGACAAGGAGAGCAAGAUGAGGCGUUUGGAGGACAGGGUGGGUGAACUGAUUAAAGAGAAGGAGCACAUUGGUGUGCUGCUCCGGAGCGCGCUGCAGGCGACCACCAGUGAGGUGUUAAAGGUUGCAGAGGAUGGACUUAGGGAAGCUGGCAUUGAGAUUGGACUUGACGAGAGAAAGGAGCACAGGCCAGGGAGUCUGCAGAAGGAUGAGGUCUAUACCCUGGCAGGGGCUCUCGAGAAUACCAUGAAGGAGUCUCAGGUCAAGAUUGUUGAGCUCCAACAUCUUGUCGAAGCACUAAGGGCGGAGUCUGGUUUACUUAGAACAAGGCUAGAAGGGCAAGAAAAGGAGAUUGGUCAGCUAAGAAAGCAAAUAAAGCAUCUUGAAGAGAAGGAAAGGGUGGCAAAUGAAAGCGUUGAGGGUCUGAUGAUGGACGUGACAGCUGCUGAAGAGGAGAUUAAACGGUGGAAGAUGGCAGCAGAGGAGGAAGCUGAAGCUGGUAGAUCAAUUGAGGAAGAGUUCCAAACUCAGAUAUCAUCCCUUCACAAGGAGUUAGGCGAAGCAAAGCAAGCUAUGGUGGAGCUAGAAAACAAGCUGAAGUUCAAGGAAGAGACAGCAGCUGCUGCAAUGGCGGCACGUGAUGCUGCAGAGAAGUCUCUAAAGCUAGCAGAUAUGCGAUCGUCCAGACUACGAGAGAGGCUGGAGGAGCUUAACAGACAGCUCGAAGAAUCAGAUAAUAGUAUUGACUCGGUAAAUCGCAAUGGCCAUAGGUACAUGUGCUGGCCUUGGCAGUGGUUGGGACUAAACUACGUGCGGUUACCUCCAGUGGAGACAGAUCAAACGUCCAAUGAGAUGGAGCUAUCUGAACCCCUAAUAAUAUAGGCCCUCCAUAUUUAUACAGAUUGCAGAUAUAUACAGAUCCUGCUUUUUCACUAGAAGUGGGACAGUAGAAUUUUGUUUUCGGUUUGCGUUCUUAUGUAGAUGUUUUCCCAAUUUGUUGAUGCAUGUUUUGUGGAAAACUGACUGGUGCUGGAAGGCACCGUGUAAUUGUAAAAGUACCACUUGGGAUAUAGUAGUGAAGAUGUUGAGAAGUCCAUUCUUUGACAAGAUUGUUCCGUUUUAAGAUGAAACAGAUCUCACUUGA